GAAAAAGCUAAUGGCACUCGCCCGCGCCCUCCAACGCCAUUCUCGGGGUUCCUCUGCCAUUUGAAAUUCAUUCAUGUUAGUGAUGGUUUAUUGGAAGAUUGGAAAGACUUUUACAGCCGCCAAGAUCGAUUGCUGUUUCUAGGUAACUUCAGUUAUUGUAAAAUGCAAUACAGACGGUAAGAUAACAUGAGAAUAUGUGCUUCUUUGCUCUGGACGGACCUCUUUUUCGGCUUCAGCCACAGCUCGAGGUUAUUGCGAAUCAAAACAGGUCAAGUCCUCAUGCACCCGUCGUUUCUAUGCACAUUCACAGGGAUGCUUGCAAUGUGGCUGGCUGGCGGAGUGAUGCCUAUGCUACGGUCUUGUACAGCUGUCGGCAAAACUAACCAUUAUCUGUUUCCCAACAAAUGGCGUUAAGAUGACAUGACAUUGAUGGAUUACGUCCUGAA
This is a messenger RNA of Trichoderma harzianum CBS 226.95, 446 nucleotides long. RefSeq lists its product as hypothetical. Bases 187 to 414 code for a protein of 75 amino acids. The record is from RefSeq and is a predicted model, not a curated record. Lineage: Eukaryota; Fungi; Ascomycota; Sordariomycetes; Hypocreales; Hypocreaceae. The transcript has a single exon.